GCGCCGGCUAGGGAACCCGAGCUCGGGUACAAUAGUUCCGGGCCCGGGGAAGAGCGGGGCUGAUGACCGGACCCAGGUGCCGCCGGAAACAGCGACCCUCGGGCCGGCCCGGGCCGAGGGGGACUCGCGUUCCCCAGCACCCGACGCCAGAUGGGGGCUGGACGGCGAGGCGGGCGACGGGGGCGGCGGGCGCGGGGGCCCGGGGCCGGGACCUACCCCCACAGCGGAAGCCUGGGAAGCCGACGGCGCCGGGGAAGGGGCGCCCCGAGCGAGGCGACUUCGUGCAGCUGCCGGUGCCCGUCAUCCAGCAGCUCUACCACUGGGACUGUGGCCUGGCCUGCUCCAGGAUGGUGCUGCGGUACCUGGGCCAGCUGGACGACGCUGAGUUCGAGAGGGCCCUGCAGGAGCUGCAGCUCACCAGGAGCAUCUGGACCAUCGACCUGGCCUACCUGAUGCGCCGCUUCGGCGUGCGGCACCGCUUCUGCACCCGGACGCUGGGCGUGGACAAGGGCUACAAGAACCAGUCCUUCUACAGGAAGCACUUUGACACAGAGGAGACGCGGGUGAACCAGCUGUUUGCACAAGCCAAGAGCUGCAAGGUGCUGGUGGAGAAGUGGCGGCCCCCCGCACGGAGCGCAGGCCGGACGCCUGACCCCGGCCACCCCCGCAGCAGAGUGAGCGUGCAGGACAUCCAGGCCCACCUGGCGCAGGGCCACGUGGCCAUCGUGCUGGUGAACUCGGGCGUGCUGCGCUGCGACGCCUGCUCCAGGCCCCCCAAGUACUGCUGCUUCACGCCCGGCGGGCCCCGCUGCUUCUGCCGCUCACCCGACUACCAGGGCCACUUCAUCGUGCUGCGCGGCUACAGCCGGGCCGCCGGCUGCAUCUUCUACAACAACCCGGCAUACGCUGACCCAGGAAUGUGCAGCGCCAGCAUCAGCAACUUCGAGGAGGCCAGGACCAGCUACGGCACGGACGAGGACAUCCUUUUCGUCUACGUGGACAGCUGACGGCGGGAGCCCGCUAUGCCCUGCCCGGUCCCUGGAAGCCUGGGCCCGGGGCUCGGACGAGGCGCUGCAUCCCUGCUGACUGUUGACGUCAUCUCCUGGGCCUGAGGCCAGCUCUGCUGCGCUCAGGACAUCCGCCCCCAUGGGCACGCCGGAGCCCAUCUCCCCACAGACCCGGGACCCAGCCCCAAGAGAGACGCUGCGGGUCUGUUUGUGUGGAGACAGUAGCCAGCCUGGGCCCCGGGGCUGUGCCGGCUCCAGCCUCCUUGGGAUCUGAAAGGCAGCUGCCGCCCUGGGCCUGCCGCCCCGCCCCUGCCUGGGGGGCCCAGUCCCUGCGGCUGGUGGCCAGGCCCCUGGCCCCUGGGGAGGGCUGGACCUCAGGCAGAAAGCCCUCAGGCCCCUGCGGCCCUCCUUCAAGGGGACAUCUGGGCUGUGGGCGGGCCCCUGGCUCCCUCUGGCACCCCGAGGACCAGCGGCCUGGGCCCCAAAGAUGCUCCCCGCCCCCAGUGUGACACCUCCUGCCUCUGAGUGCGGGCAGCCCCACCUCUCAGGGCUGGGUGCUGGGGCCCUGGGCCUGCAGGCCUGACCGGGCUGGGGGCGGCCUGUGGCCUCCCCCCGACAGAAUGCCAGGUGGUCUGUCUCAGCAGAGGAUCUCACAGCAUGGACCCUCGCGUGGACUAGAGCGGCCUCCUGUUCUUCCUUUUUCAGCCGGGGGAGGUUUGUGUGUGUGUGUGUGUGUGUGUGAGACUUAAGUCUUUUUUUUAGCCAGGGGAGGGUGUUUUUUUUGAGAUUGAAGUUUUCACUUUUGGCGGGGUGAGACUCAACCUCAAGCAAGACAAUAAUAGUGGGGUUGCAGGUACUUUGGAACCACGGACACCUCUCUUCACGGGCAGAUAAGCCAGGCCAGGGUCUCUUCCAAAGCCAAGGGACCUGGGGCUGCAGGCAGGCCAGCCUCUCGCCACAGCCAGAACCUGACUCAGGACAGCGGUGGGGCUGCAUCUUGAACCUGGGUCUGCGCCCCUGGACAAAAAGGGAAAUGGGUCAUUCCCAAAAGGGGCUGGGACACCUCCCACCCCUGCCCCGGGCUACCUCUGGCCGGGGGGCCAGGAUGCCCCCGUCAGCCACAGCACCUAAGUCUUUGUUGUCUGGUGCCGGAGGCCCGAUGCUGGGGUGGCGGCUGCCCCUUCCCUGGGCUACAGACCACCCAGGACCACCCAGCCGUACAGCUCCUCGACCCGACAGCCUUGACUGACAGGCAGACGCUUCUGGCUAGGCAGCCGCCCUGGGUUCAGAGGCGAGCACUGCCUGCAGGCCCAUCUCGUCCCCGUUGCCUUAACCCUGGGUGGCCCGAGACCCCCGGAGCCCUGGUUCCCACGCCCGGGAGGACCCCACGUGGCAGCUGCAGGCUGGGUGCCCCUGUGAGGGCUCCAGGUGACCCCGGGGAGGGUGGCGGUGUCCAGGGAGGCAGCGACAGGAAGGGGCGGCUGCCCUCGGGUGAGGCCUGUACUCGGGCCGGCGGGGGCUGCCCAGGGAGCGGCCUCCACAGAGAGGUCACAGUGCCUUCGUCCAUCAGAGACGCUGUCCCUGGGGCGGAGGAGCGGGCCUCUCGGGGCAAGCCGCAGGCUAGAGGUCACCCGUCUGGAAGGCUCACAGGAGCUGCCUGCCCCCAGGGCCGACGCCGCCUGCCUAGAGGGGUCUCAGGCAGGACACAAACCUCGCCAUCACGUCCUGUUCACACACAAAUCAUGAAAAUGGGACUGGAGACAGCAGGACUCGGCACGUGACGCCAUGACCCCUUGGCUGCACAAGGGGGGCGCAGUGGACCGCUGGCUGUCUCCCCGGCCACCUGGGGGCGAAAGGGAUCUUUUGCAUCACAGGGAUUUUUAUAUGUGUUAACUCGUUUGUAAUGAGCCAUUCUCAAUAAACGGUCCUCGCUGAAAACGC
Messenger RNA from Dama dama (fallow deer), 2948 nucleotides. It is a transcript of the gene GUCD1, whose product is annotated as guanylyl cyclase domain containing 1. Bases 63 to 1007 code for a protein of 314 amino acids. NCBI's taxonomy places the organism in Eukaryota, Metazoa, Chordata, Mammalia, Artiodactyla, Cervidae. The record is from RefSeq and is a predicted model, not a curated record. The transcript is spliced from 6 exons.